Eucalyptus grandis is the source of this 1454-nucleotide messenger RNA. RefSeq names its product acyl-protein thioesterase 1. Lineage: Eukaryota; Viridiplantae; Streptophyta; Magnoliopsida; Myrtales; Myrtaceae. The record is from RefSeq and is a predicted model, not a curated record. Gene Ontology annotation, molecular function: hydrolase activity. Bases 381 to 1151 code for a protein of 256 amino acids. The transcript has 11 exons.
CAUAUUUAUGCUCUCUUGGAGUUGACACCUGUUAGAUACCCGCUUCACCAAAUUCCAAGAGUUAAACAACAAAUACGACCGGGAAGAACUGGAUGUGGAACAGAUGCAAAGAACUUGCGAUGGAGCGCAGGCAUGCCAGUCUGGGAAUUUGUCGCGAGCUCAGUUCAGUGUGAAUGCAAAACCAAGAUCAAGACUCCACUUAUGGCAAUAACCCAGAAAAAGCACAGUAAGAAGAAGAAGAAGAAGAAGCAAGGAACGGGAGAGGGGAAGGAGAGGGAAAAGUUCAGGUCCAAUGUCUUCUGUCUAUUUUCCCAACAGCUCCUCAAUCCCAGCCGUCGCCUCUCGAGUACUAUUUCCGUGUGCUUUCUAGAGCUAGGGGAAUGAGCUAUCAGCAGCAGUCAUCGAGCUCUGGUGGUAGAACGGCCCGAAGAACAUUUGAGUUCGGGCGAACACAUGUGGUGCGGCCAAGAGGGAAACACCAGGCCACUAUUGUUUGGCUGCAUGGCCUUGGUGAUAAUGGCUCGAGCUUGUCCCAGCACUUGGAAUCCCUCUCUCUUCCUAAUGUAAAAUGGAUCUGUCCAACUGCUCCCACCCGCCCCGUGGCUUUAUUAGGCGGGUUUCCAUGUACUGCAUGGUUUGAUGUUCGAGAGAUUUCAGAAGAUAGUCCAGAUGACUGGGAAGGCUUAGAUGCUUCAGCAGCGCAUAUUGCCAAUCUUUUGUCGACAGAACCAGCUGAUGUGAAAGUUGGCGUUGGAGGCUUCAGUAUGGGUGCUGCCACAGCUAUUUACUCGGCAACCUGUUUCGCUCUGGGUAAAUACGCAAAUGGAAGUCCAUACAUGAUCAACUUAAGGGCAGUUAUUGGUUUGAGUGGUUGGCUUCCAGGCUCAAGGAGCUUGAGAAACAAAAUGGAGGUAUCAAAUGAUGCUGCAAGGCGUGCCUCAUCCUUGCCUAUGUUUCUUUGCCACGGCACAAAUGAUGAUGUAGUCAAUUUUAACUUUGGAGAGAGGUCGUCCCGCUACUUGAGCUCAGCAGGAUUCCGAUAUGUUUUAUUCAAGUCGUACGACGGGCUCGGUCAUUACACGGUCCCUAAAGAGAUGGACGACGUUUGCCAUUGGCUUACUGCUAGGCUGGGGCUCGAGGGUUAUGGCUAAUAAUGGAUUCAAUACUGAAGCAUUCAGUUUUCCACGGGCAUUGGUGGAAAAAGAAUGGAUGACCAACAUAUUACCAAGAGAGGAGAGAAUAAAUGAAAAGUAGGAUGAAUGCUGAUACAAGGAAAAGUGGAUGAGGGGGUAUACGCUAUAGUUCAAUUCACCUUCGCUAUUUUCUUGUUGCCUAUCCUAAUAAAGUUUUGGGAGUGCUGCUUACACAUAUGUAGCAUGUAAUGGGUAGUAGAGAUCUACUUUUUUCUGCAAUUUAGAAUUCUUUACGAAAUAAGAGUUAUGUUUCAUCGUUCA